This is a messenger RNA of Brassica oleracea var. oleracea, 1152 nucleotides long. Its product is annotated as F-box protein At3g17710-like. Gene Ontology annotation, molecular function: protein binding. NCBI's taxonomy places the organism in Eukaryota, Viridiplantae, Streptophyta, Magnoliopsida, Brassicales, Brassicaceae. The transcript has a single exon. The record is from RefSeq and is a predicted model, not a curated record. The coding region runs from base 5 to 1126 and encodes 373 amino acids.
UGUAAUGGCGCCGGAGAAUCUUCCAUGGGAUUUGGAGGAAAAGAUACUCUCUGGGCUUCCACCUCUAUAUCUUGUUCGUUUCAGAACCGUAUCUCAACACUGGAACGCUCUUUUAAACGACACGAGGUUCAUCAACAACCACUUGGCUCGUGUCCGUCCCCAAAUCAUUUUCCUGACCGAUUCCAAGGUUUACUCCAUUGACAUUGAUCUCUGUAGAGGAGGCGUUGAUCCAACGAUAGAGGUGCGUGAGAUACCAUCCGAUUUUCCUUAUCAAGCUACGGACUUGACGCAUACAACCAUCACAACUUGCGAUGGGUUCUUGUUUCGUGACUUUUGGAAGCAAGGUGUUGCGAUUUGGAACCCGUGGCUAAGACAAGUUGGUUGGAUCGAGUACGUUGAUAAAGACUUCCAUUUUUGCGGUGUAGGGUACGAUAGGACAAGAGCCGACAAGAGUUACAAGAUCUUGGGGUACUUUAACUGUCUCCGUACGGUUAGCAACACUUACCAAGUAGGUUAUAAAAAAGUUGCGGUCUACGAGUGUGCAUCUCACGCGUUAAAGUUUCUUGAUGUCCCUUUCAAGCAGUGGCCCAAUAUGGCACCUUUGUCCUUGAACGGGAAUCUUUAUUGGGUCACUAGCAACCCGGAGGACACUCAUCGUCAUGAGUAUGUCAUCCGAAGCUUUGAUUUCUCGAGUGAGAUGUUCAAAACCUUUUGUCUCCUCCCUUGUCGGAAGAACCAUUCUCGCGAUGAAUUCCUCCUUGCGUUUUAUAAGAGAGAUGGGCUUUCGUUAUUGAAGCAAUGCUAUGUAACAGGUUUGAUUGAGAUUUGGGUGACCAAGAACAAGAUAGGCGAAGAGGAAGUGGAGUGGAUAAACUUGAUGACUUUGCCGACAAGUAAUUUACCGAUGCUGAUUAAUAAGCUCUGCGGGGUUAGUUACUUCAUCUCUGACAAGACUCUAAUUAUGUGUUGUGGCGACGAUGAAACUGGAGCAGCUUGCUUCUAUAUUGUGAGGGAAGAUAUGUGCAAGAAGAUUCAAAUAGAUCUUGGGAUUGUUAGGUUUUCUCACUCUGUUUAUCUUCCAAAUUUUAUCUCGGUUCCUUCUGAAUUCAGACCGCUGCGAGUUUAAGUUUUGGCUCUUCUUGUUUUAUUACA